Molecule: messenger RNA, 3824 nt
Organism: Drosophila teissieri
Lineage: Eukaryota; Metazoa; Arthropoda; Insecta; Diptera; Drosophilidae
Gene: LeuRS
Product: leucine--tRNA ligase, cytoplasmic
Exons: 5
Coding region: 123-3671 (1182 amino acids)
Biological process (GO): leucyl-tRNA aminoacylation
Molecular function (GO): leucine-tRNA ligase activity; aminoacyl-tRNA deacylase activity; ATP binding
Source: RefSeq, a predicted model, not a curated record
UUUGCGGCCACACUGGUCACAACACGUUGCACUGCUCGAAACAUAUUUAGUUUUUUGCUAGUGCCACGAUUUGAAUAAAGAAAUUGUUCUAAACAAUUACGAAUUUCAUUGAGAACUAAACCAUGGCCACAACCGAACGGAAGGGCACCUUUAAGGUGGAGUACCUGCAGAAGAUCGAGCGGGAGGUGCAGCAGCGAUGGGAGACGGAGCGGGUGCACGAGUCGGACGCACCGACGGCGCCAAAGAAGCGGCAGGCGGAGAAGUUCUUCGUGACCUUCCCGUUUCCGUACAUGAACGGUCGCCUCCACCUGGGCCACACCUUCUCCCUGUCGAAGGCGGAGUACUCGGUGCGGUACCAUCGACUGAAGGGACGGCGCGUCCUCUGGCCCUUCGGAUUCCACUGCACCGGCAUGCCCAUCAAGGCGUGUGCGGAUAAGCUAACCCGCGAGCUGGAGCAGUUCGGCUUUCCGCCACAGUUCCCCGAGACCGAGGAAGUGGUUCCUGUUGCCGUUGAGGCCGCAUCCGAGGUGCCCAAGGACAAGUCCAAGGGAAAGAAGAGCAAAGCGGUAGCCAAAACCGGCGCUGCCAAAUACCAAUGGCAAAUCAUGAAGAGCCUCGGACUGAAGGACGAGGAAAUCAAGGACUUUGCCAAUGCCGAGCACUGGCUUAACUACUUCCCACCGCUGGCGGUGCAGGAUCUCAGGCGCAUCGGCGUGCACGUGGACUGGAGGCGUACAUUCAUCACAACGGAUGCCAAUCCCUAUUUCGACUCGUUCGUGCGCUGGCAGUUCAACCACCUGAAGGAGCGCGGCAAGAUCAUGUACGGCAAGCGGUAUACCAUAUACUCGCCCAAGGAUGGGCAGCCGUGCAUGGACCACGAUCGCUCCUCUGGCGAGGGAGUGGGUCCCCAGGAGUACACUCUCAUCAAGAUGAAGGUUCUGGAAGCGCCCAAGGCGUUGAGCUCCAUCACGCAGCCAAUUUUCAUGGUGGCCGCCACUCUGCGUCCGGAGACCAUGUACGGGCAGACCAACUGUUGGCUGCAUCCCGACAUCAAGUAUAUCGCCUGGCAGUCCAGCAAAAACAACGAAGUGUGGAUCAGCACUCGUAGGGCUGCCAGAAAUAUGACUUACCAGGGAUUCACUGCCGUGGAAGGUGAUGUUAAGGUGUUGGCUGAGGUAACUGGUCAAGAUCUGCUUGGAGUUCCCCUUUCGGCUCCUCUGACCCCGCACAAGAUUGUCUACACCUUGCCCAUGCUGAGUAUCAAGGAGGAUAAGGGAACUGGCGUAGUCACAUCAGUCCCCUCCGAUUCCCCUGACGAUUACGCCGCUUUGGUGGAUCUCCAGAAGAAGGAGGCAUUCCGCCAGAAAUAUGGACUGACAGAUGAAAUGGUACUGCCUUACGAGCCCAUUCCCAUCAUCGAAGUGCCUACGCUGGGCAAACUGAGUGCCGUCCAUGCCUACGAAACCCUUAAGAUUCAAUCACAGAACGACAAGGAUAAGUUGGCUGAAGCUAAGGAAAUGUGCUAUCUGAAGAGUUUCUAUGAUGGCGUAAUGUUGGUUGGUGAAUUUGCCGGCCGCAAGAUUCAGGAUGUGAAGAAGGAUCUGCAGAAACGUUUGGUGGAUGCUAACGAAGCGGACGUCUAUUACGAACCGGAGAAGACCAUUAUGUCUCGUUCGGCUGACGAGUGCGUGGUAGCUCUAUGUAACCAGUGGUACCUCAACUACGGCGAGCCAGUAUGGCAGGCCCAGGCCAUCAAGAUCUUGCAGGACAUGGAAACCUUCCACGACGAGGCGCGCAACAAUUUUGAAGCCUGUCUGAACUGGCUGCACGAGUACGCCUGCUCCAGAACUUAUGGUCUAGGAACCAAAUUGCCUUGGGACGACAAGUGGUUGAUUGAAUCCCUCUCGGACUCCACCAUAUAUAUGGCCUUUUAUACCGUGGUGCACCUGCUGCAGGGUGGCACUUUCCGCGGCGAGAAACCAGGACCUUUUGGCAUCAAACCGUCCGACAUGACCGACGAAAUCUGGGACUAUGUCUUCUUUAAGGAAACUCCACUGCCCAAAAAGACAGCCAUUAAACAGGAACAUCUUGCAGUUCUGCGUCGCGAGUUCGAGUACUGGUAUCCGAUGGAUCUCCGUGUUUCUGGCAAAGAUCUCAUCCAAAACCACUUGUCCUUCUGCUUGUACAAUCACGCUGCCAUUUGGCCCAAUGAUGAAAACAAGUGGCCCAAGGGAAUGCGUGUUAAUGGUCACCUGUUGCUGAAUUCUGCCAAGAUGUCCAAGUCGGAUGGUAACUUCCUUACUCUCACCGAAGCUGUGGACAAAUUCUCUGCCGAUGGCAUGCGUCUUUGUUUGGCUGAUGCUGGCGAUAGUGUGGAGGAUGCCAAUUUCGUGGAGAGCACCGCGGAUGCAGGUAUCCUGCGUCUAUACACGUUCAUUGAGUGGGUCAAAGAGAUGUUGGACACCAGGAGCAGCCUGAGGAAGGGCACAGAUAAGACCUUCAAUGAUCAGGUUUUCCUGAGCGAACUCAACUUGAAAACGCAGCAAACCGAUGAGAAUUACCGAAAGAUGUUGUUCAAGGAGGCUCUGAGGAGUGGCUUUUACGAACUGCAGUUGGCCAGGGACAAGUACAGGGAGCUGUGUGGCGCACAAGGAAUGCACGAAGAUUUGGUACUGGAGUUCAUUCGCAGACAAGCUCUUUUGGUAUCCCCUAUUUGUCCUCAUAUGGCGGAGCAUGUCUGGGGACUGCUCGGUAACAAGGAGUCCAUUGUUCAUGCUCGGUGGCCGGAAGUUGGAGCCAUCAACGAAAUCGAUAUCCUGUGCUCGGAGUACCUCAUGGAAGCCGCUCACUCGUUCCGUCUGAACCUCAAAAACAUGCUGCAAGUGAAGGGCAAGGCCGGAAAAGAUAAGUCUGUGAAUGUGCAGACAGAGAAACCGAAUCGAGGCCUCGUUUGGGUGGCUAAGACCUAUCCUCCUUGGCAGUGCUGUGUCCUCGAUACCAUGAAGGAGUUGUUCAACAAAUCGCAGGCCCUUCCAGAUAACAAAGUCAUUGCCGCUACACUGCAGCAGAAGGCUGAGUUAAAGAAGUUCAUGAAACGAGUGAUGCCCUUUGCCCAGAUGAUUCGCGAAAAGGUGGAGUCCGGCAAGGGUGUGGCUGCAUUGGCCGUCACUUUGGAGUUCGAUGAGCGUCAGGUGUUGAUCAGCAAUUUGGAGUACCUGAAGAACACACUAGAUCUUGAUGUCUUGGAAGUUAAGUAUACCGAUGAUCCAUCGGCGCCAGAGAAAACGCGCGAGGAAGUUCGUCCCGGCUCCCCCUUCAUUAGUUUUUCUGUUGCACCAAAUGUGAGCGUUGAGCUGACGAACCCUGUCGAGCGUUCAUCGCUUUUCCAGGUGAACACUGUCAUUUCCGAGGGAGAUACGGUGCAAUCUCUGCGUGAAAAGCUCUCCAAGAUCAUUGGACUUAAAACGGAUGCGGCUAACCUACAGAUCUGGCGGUACGAGGAUCCCGUUCUGGGGCCCAGAAAAAUUCCCAACUUUGAGGAUUACAAAACAGGAAAGACUGUCCUCAGCGAUGGAAACUUCGUUCUGGAUGUGGAGAACAAGAAAGUGAGCGUGGAGCAGGCUGGAAAACUGACCGAAGUGGGUAGGAAUCUGAUCUAUCUUGUGGAUUAAGUCGAACUGCAUCACAAGCCCAACUAAUUUAUUCAUAGAAUAAAAUUGAAAUGUUGUAAAACAAAUCCAUGGUUAUUAAAAUGUACUGUGAGCUGCUUGUGCCCAAUUUAACUUACGAUAGAUUAUGGUAUCAAAUAAAUUCCUAAGUUAGCU